GAUUUGUGAUAGCUACUCGUCAACCGGCGACGGAACGUGAUACAGUCGCGAAGGUACUAGGACAAAACGUGAUUGGUUGGCACGGCCGCUGAAGUUGAACCAGCCGUAGUGAACACUGAACAGUGUUAAUUAACGUAUUACGCGAUAUAGAUUAACAAUAACACACCAAUAAUUAUAUGUCAACGAAACGGUAUAAAUAGCAUCAUAAUACGUUAUAGUGACGACAACAACGGUCGUCCGGUUAAGCGACGACUCACAUUUUUAUUCCACCAUCGACCCGUUAAAAUGCGCUCGUAAAACGACGUCGUACGAGUCGUAAAAAAGUUUAACCGCGUCCCUCUCUCUAUCGUUUUGUGUUUUUUUUUCGCGUGAUUCCCCGACGCUCGAGAUUGUGCGCGCGUCUAUAGCGUCAAGUUUCGGCCGUGCCGCAUCUAUGGGCAAUGUCAGAUGCCAGAUCGCGUGCGACCGCCGCCGCAGGGACGUCCUCAUCGUCGACGUCGAAUUCCAGAUUGCUACUGCAAAGAGGAAGAGGAAAACGAAAUAAUAUUACAAAUAUAUAUAGUCGCAAGAGGAACGACUACGUCGCGGCUGCCAAUCCCGACGGAGUGGGGAUAGUUUUGUAAUCGAUCGUAUCAGUGCAAAUGGAUUCAUGAAGGUUCGCAAAAGGACAACCACUUGAAGUGAAUACCGUCAAAGAAACACGAUAUUUUACUGUCAACACAUUUCAACUAGUAAUCAUAAUAAAAUGGUUGUGCCAGAAAACGGAAUUAUGUGUGAUAAUAUUAUGCGAGGUAUAGAAAAAAAUGGUGGUGGUAUUCAUUUGCACAAUCGCAAACAAAAACUAAAACAAAAAUUUGAUAUAUUGAAAAAGCUUGGAGAAGGAUCUUGUGGAAAAGUUCAAUUAGGUAUUUGCAAAGAAACUGAACAGUUGGUUGCUAUCAAAACAAUAAGAAAACGAAAAAUAGAGACUGAAGCAGAUUUAAUACGAAUCAGACGAGAAAUACAAAUUAUGUCUUCUGUAAGACAUCCUAAUAUCAUACACAUAUAUGAAGUAUUUGAAAAUCGGGAAAAAAUAGUAUUAGUAAUGGAAUAUGCAGCAGGAGGAGAACUUUAUGACUAUCUCAGUGAAAAAAAAGUUCUUACUGAAGAGGAGGCUAGAAGAAUAUUUAGACAAGUGGCUAUAGCAAUUUUUUACUGUCAUAAACAUAAUAUUUGUCAUCGUGAUCUCAAGUUGGAAAAUAUUUUAUUGGAUGACCAAGGAAAUGCUAAAAUUGCUGAUUUUGGUUUGUCAAAUGUUUUUAAUCAUAAAGCUCUUUUGUCAACUUAUUGUGGUAGUCCAUUAUAUGCUUCUCCAGAAAUAGUUACUGGUACUCCUUAUCAUGGCCCUGAAGUGGAUUGCUGGUCUUUAGGCGUUUUAUUAUACACUUUGGUAUAUGGAACAAUGCCAUUUGAUGGAUCAAAUUUUAAACGUUUAGUUAGACAAAUUUCUCAGGGUGAAUAUUAUGAACCAAAAAAACCUUCAAGAGCUUCUCCAUUAAUUGGAAGUAUGAUGACAGUUAAUCCUAACACACGUGCUGAUAUUCAUACAAUAUGUUCACAUCAAUGGUUAAACGAAGGUUAUUCUGAUGAAAAUCAAUGUUUACGCAUUGCUGAAGAAAUGGCUUCCUCAACCACAGUCAGAUUAGAUUUGUUGCUAUCCUUAGCACCAGCACCAAAAGAAACCAAUAAUAAUUUAGGUAUACAACCAUCUAAUGGUGAAAAUGAAGCCCGGUCUGAAAGUGGUCCUGUAAGGUCUCAAAGCUUAGGAAGUAUAUCUCCUUCACGUGCUACAGCUGUAAUACCCGAUUCACCUGUGGAAAAGAAACCUAAGAAACUAAAGAAAAGAGAUCGUUCUAUAAGUCGUUCUAAAAAAUCUAGUCAAUCUGAUACUGGUGAAAAUGAUCUCCAAACAUCAUCCUCAAAGGAAUCGUCUAAAACUCUUAAUAAUUCAAAGAGUGAUAAAUCACAAUCACCAAUAGAGUCCACUACAAAUAUUGAACUUGAUGUCGUAAAACCUAUUGAACGACCCAGGCGGCGAUCUAGUAGAGUCUUAGAAGCAGUAGAAAAAUUAGAUCAAAUUGAAUCUAUGGCGAAAAAUAGUUUUGAUCCCAAGAGACGAAAUUCUCUUGGUAGUGGAUCAUCAAAUAGUUCCAAAAAAAGUAUUGAAUCUGAUAGUUAUACUACACAAGCACUAAUAAAAGAACCACAAUUCAGCUUAGAAUCUACUGUGGGGCUCAAUAAAUUAGCAGAAUCAGCAUUAAAUAAUGAGCCAUUAUGUGUAGUACAGACCAAUAACAAUAAUUUUAAAAAUCUUCCUGAUGACUUAAGAAAAAGCUUAAAUGCUAUAAGAAUAAUUGGAGAUUCCAUUUCUGAUAGCAAUACUAAUAAAAUUGAGGAACCAAAAAGAAAAACAUCAAGGGCAGAGAUAAAAUUAUCCAAACCUGAGUUACCAGCUAGUAAUAAUGUAAAAGAUUCUAUACUUCAUGACAAUGAUUCAAUUGAUACAAACUACAAGACCGAAGUAAAACAUUUUGUGCAAGUACCUAAGCCAACUAGACGUAUAACAGAAGUGUCUUUCCCAAUUGCCGGAGCUACUGCAACCACAACAGCACCAUUACCACCAAGACCUGUAUUUCGACAAAACAGUCAACCUCGUGAACAUAUUAUACCUAUACGAUUUGAAGCAGAAGAUAAAUCAAAAACUAAACCUAUUCAAAGAGUUCCAUCUAUAACUAGCCCCAAGACAAGUAGCAGUAAUUUGUGCAAGACAAGUAGUAGCAACUUGUCACGACAAAGUACUGUAGACACAGAUAGUAAUAGCAGUAUUGUAAGCUUAGGUGAACCAAUAAGAAAAUCUCCUCGAGAAGUUAUUAUACCUAUUGCUGUUGAAGGUGGAGGUUAUGUUACACCUAGUAAUAGUGCACUUUAUAGAACAAAUUCAAAUAGUGAUAGGGGUGAUGAUGAUAAUGGAUCAGGUGGUGGUCAGCCUAGAUGUUUUUCAUUACGCAGUACACGUAGACAAAGGCCAUCUAUUAGAAAUUUACAGUCUACUGAAAGUAUAAGUUCAGAUGAAGAAGAUGACAGUUUUGAAAUUUUAACUGCCGAAAAUUUAUUUUCUACCUUACUAUCUAGAGUACGUGAUUUAACCAAUAAAUUGAGCAGUGAUGAAGGAAGAACUUCUGACUUCCCAAGAUCAUUUUUUAACCAUCAUCGUUCAAUAUUUGACCACCAAACCCCAAUUCGGCGUCUAACUGAAACUAGAUCAUUUAAUCGGUCUGAUAGUGCUCCUUGGAGAAGAAGCUUUGUUUCUACAUCUCAAGAACGUCCUUCUAAUACUUCUAGUAAAGAAUUCUUUAAAGCUGCUGAUAAAAUGACUAAUAUUCAAAAACCUCCAGUGUACAAGCAUAUUCUGCCACGCGUUAUGGAAACCACGACUAACAAAUAUAACAAUCAUGAUACAAAUAUUGCAACAAAGCUAUCACUGUCGCCAUCAUCAUCGAAUGCAAACAAACCUGUACGUGACAUGUCUUCUGAUAUCAAUAGAGAAGAACGACAGAUUCGUGUGGAUAGGAUUUUAGAAAAAUACCGCCGGCAGCCAUCUUCCAGUUCUGUUUCCAGAGAGUUUUCAAGAUCAAUUAGCUGUAAUGCCACCACUGAGCCAUUGACUGAAUCCAACUUUUUGCAUACCGUGAAAACAGCGGGGGCUUUUACCAAUGAUGAUAAUAACAAAAAUUCAGGUUCGCGAAGUAUCAGCUCUUAUGCACUAUUAGAUCGUUCAAACCUAUCCUCUACUAUGCCAGGUAUGGGCCAAGAACUUAAAACUAAUGCCACCAAUAGCUUGUUACCAAAAUCUUAUUCAUUGAAAAGCUUGAGUGAAUAUCGAUAUAGAACUUUAAAUAAACCAUUUACAGUUGAUCACAAUUCAUUAUUCAAAUCUAAUGUUACUCACGUAAAUUAUGAUGAAGAUCCUCUCUCAUCAGCUUCAUCUACUACAUCAUCUACUAAUACAGCCAUUAAUACCAAGAUCUUGACUCCAAAAGCAGAUGAUAAUUAUUAUUGCAAUUAUUCAGCCCUCUUUGAUUGGACAGUUGGAAACUGUUGUGAAGAGACAGUUAGUGAUCGAAUUAAGCGACGGAGUUAUUAUGUGAAAUUCAAAUAAUUUUUUCUCAAAAUAAAUUAUCCUAACAAAUCUUUAUUAAA
Messenger RNA from Sipha flava (yellow sugarcane aphid), 4239 nucleotides. RefSeq names its product probable serine/threonine-protein kinase DDB_G0277165 (gene Nuak1). Gene Ontology annotation, biological process: protein phosphorylation; intracellular signal transduction; microtubule cytoskeleton organization. The transcript is spliced from 18 exons. Lineage: Eukaryota; Metazoa; Arthropoda; Insecta; Hemiptera; Aphididae. The record is from RefSeq and is a predicted model, not a curated record. Gene Ontology annotation, cellular component: cytoplasm. Bases 746 to 4198 code for a protein of 1150 amino acids. Gene Ontology annotation, molecular function: ATP binding; tau-protein kinase activity; protein serine/threonine kinase activity.